UCGGGAGGCUCUAGACUUCACUCUUCAGUGAAUAGAUUGAAAGGAAGAGCAAAGGAGGGUCUAACCGAGCAUCCGCCGCCGGUCGUAGGCGCCGCCUUCGGCUACCUAUCACUGCCGAUUGGAGAAGCUAUUGCUGGAUUUCAUGGUGCUCUGUGCUUCGAUGUGCGAGUUGUGAAGUAUCUCCCUCUUAAGCAUUUGCUGUUCGAGUAAGAAGCCGAGCUGUCGCUGUUCCGUUGAUUUGUGUUUGGUGCGAAAGCUUUGACGCACUAGUGUUUUCCCGUAAGCUUCAAGUUUCGAGAUCUUCGAUGCCUUCGUUUAACUAUUGACUGGCUAAAUAGAAACUCAAAUCAGGCUUAAGCUGGGAUUAACGGCUUCCAAUGUGCUUUAGCUUCACCCUUGGGAAGCAAAGCUUGAAAAACCUUCGUACAUAAACCUAACUUUGGGAUAAUGGAGUGUGUGGUUCAAGGAAUAAUCGAGACUCAGCAUGUGGAGGCGCUAGAGAUACUUUUGCAGGGUCUUUGUGGAGUUCACAGAGAACGUUUAAGGGUCCAUGAGUUAUGCCUCAAAAGCGGUCCUAAUCUAGGACCGGUUGCUUCUGAAGUUCGGCUCUUGUGUGACCUUGAGCAUUCUGAACCCACUUGGACUGUUAAACAUAUUGGGGGUGCAAUGAGGGGAGCUGGUGCGGACCAGAUUUCUGUCCUUGUAAGGAGUAUGAUAGAGAGCAAAGCAAGCAAGAAUGUUCUUCGUUUGUUCUACGGUCUUGGUUACAAGCUGGAGAAUGAGUUACUAAGGGUUGGAUUUGCCUUCCACUUCCAAAGGGGUGCUCAAAUAACCGUUACAGUGUCGUCUAUUAAUAAGAUGCUGAAACUGCAUGCCACAGAUGAGGCUGUACCUGUAACCCCUGGCAUACAGCUUGUUGAAGUAACAGCCCCUGCAACACCAGAGAAUUAUUCUGAAGUAGUUGCUGCAGUCUCGUCCUUCUGCGAAUAUCUUGCGCCGCUUCUGCAUUUAUCAAAGCCAGGUAUCUCAACUGGGGUUGUUCCGACUGCUGCGGCUGCUGCAGCAUCACUAAUGUCUGAUGGUGGGGGCACAACCCUAUAGCCUACAAGGUAAAUGUGUCAAGAGUAAAAAGUUAAGAAGGUCGUUGUCGGUUCAAUCUUUUCAUAGCAACUGUGUCUGUAAAGUGGCUUUAUUGCACCCUUUCGAUGGAUUUGUUGCAGGUAUGCUCCUUUAUACAUGUUCCAUCCUGUAGUUAGUUAGGUUCUACAACCUUGAAAGGCAGUGAAAGUUUGAGACAAACACCAGUUCGUGUCUUCAUGUUUAUGGUGAAAUGUUAUCCAUAAGUUCAACACUGAAUUUGUCGACGUGAUUCUUCUGAACUGUCCCUCCUGUUUUUUUCUUACUCCCCCUAGAAUUGCAAGUCUGUUGGUGAUGGACAUGAUGGUUAUAUAUAUAGUAAAAGGUGUGAGCAGUUAAGGUAAUGGCAGCAGCACGGUGCUGAAAGGGUUGGGGAGAUGGGAGAGGGCCCUUGUCCUUUGUAUUAGUUGCUGCAUUGAGACUGUCGCAACCUCUCCUACAAUAGAAUCCGGGUUGAAAGAAAAGGCAAGGCUGCGUUCUAGCAUUGAACGUCAGCCUAGACUUGCUCCCAACAUUUCAUUUGUUCGUGUCCCAAUCUCUCUCAGCAAGUCGUUGGUUGUUGCCAUAUCUGACUGCUUUGAUCGACCCGUCAAUGCUGAUCCAUCAUCAACUUGACAUUCUUUUCAAUGUCUCUUUGCCUCAAUUAUUAGAUUAGUGAAGGGGUGAUUUUCAAGCAUGGGCAAGAUUUGCACUUCUUGUCUCUGGCAUGAAACUCCUUGCGGUUUUAAUUCUUAGACCACCUGCGCGAAGAUUUAGUGAAUCCGGAAGGCAUGUUAGGGCACUUAGGCUGCACCUUUGGUUUUAGUGGAGGUAUUUUUACCGGACAAUCUCAUUAGUCAGUAGUAUCAAUAAAAUGGGAACUGCUACUUGUUUAUAUCUCGAUAUUGCCGGCUUAGUCCAAUGUUUGUCUUGUCAAUUUACACGCCGAGUGCACACAAGAAUAGGCAGCAUAUGUGCAAGCGCCCAUGGUCAGAGGAUUAGUCAAUGUUGAGAACAUGCCAACAUGGAGAAAGGAUGAGGCAAAGUGUCAAUGCCAGGGGUGGUUGACUCUGUUGAAUAGGUGACGUGCAAAGAAGCAAACCGAGUGUCAAAGCACAUGGUGGGUCCUUGGGAGAAGAUUUUAUAAAUUAUAUAUAAUAGUUGACCAAUGCUACGGUGCCGCUAGGAGUGGAAAUUGGUAUUGUAUUG
Molecule: messenger RNA, 2325 nt
Organism: Linum tenue
Lineage: Eukaryota; Viridiplantae; Streptophyta; Magnoliopsida; Malpighiales; Linaceae
Source: the annotation of a GenBank genome assembly